CCCAACCAUUUUCUCCGUCUCUCCCACAGCACCGAACAAGCGAGCGGCCUUGUGGUAGAGGUUUGAUACAAUGGCGACCAACGAACCCCAGCACGAGAACAGAGAGGAGGAAGAGACCGGAGCCAACGAGGACGAGGACACCGGAGCUCAGGUCGCUCCAAUCGUCAGGCUCGAGGAGGUCGCCGUCACCACCGGUGAGGAAGACGAAGACGCCAUCCUCGAUCUUAAAUCGAAGUUGUAUCGGUUCGAUAAGGAUGGGAAUCAGUGGAAGGAGAGAGGUGCGGGUACUGUUAAGUUUUUGAAGCACAAGGGGACUAGCAAGAUUCGUCUUGUUAUGAGGCAAUCCAAAACUCUGAAGAUCUGUGCCAAUCAUCUCAUUUUGCCCGGCAUGACUGUUCAGGAACACGUUGGAAAUGAAAAGUCCUGCGUGUGGCAUGCCUCUGAUUUUUCCGAAGGGGAAUUGAAGGAUGAGCUCUUCUGCAUCAGAUUCGCAUCAGUGGAAAACUGCAAGACAUUCAUGCAAAAGUUCAAGGAAGUUGCCGAAUCUGAAGAAAAGAAAGAAGAGGACAAAGAUGCUUCAGAAGCAGCUGGUCUUCUUGAGAAAUUGACAGUUAAAGAGAAGGAAACAGAGGAGAAACCUGUGGAGGAGGCGCCAUCAACAAAGGAAGAGGAGAAGAAGAGCGAGCCGGAGAAGGCGGGUGAAGAAAAGAAGAAGACGGAUGAAGAGUCCGGUUCCUCAACUUAGAUGUCUCGGCUGUUUUUCUUCUGCCAAACCUGUUGUGUGCAUGGAUACAGGGUGAGGUAUUCUAUCUUUCAUUAUAGUGUUCAGAUCCCUCUCCUGUUUAAUGGCUUUUGUCAUGUCAUAUUUGCUGGUGGGUCUUAUGGGUCGGGUUGGAUGUCAGAAGUCUGAAAAAGAGUUAGCUGAUGGUUUGCAUAUGAGAAUUUUGGUGAUGGCGGACGGUGGAAAGUUUGAGUUUGUUUUCUGAAUACAUGACUGUAAGUUCUAUUGUUC
This is a messenger RNA of Tarenaya hassleriana, 1012 nucleotides long. RefSeq names its product ran-binding protein 1 homolog b-like. Gene Ontology annotation, cellular component: cytoplasm; nuclear pore. Gene Ontology annotation, biological process: nucleocytoplasmic transport. Gene Ontology annotation, molecular function: GTPase activator activity. The transcript is spliced from 4 exons. The coding region runs from base 71 to 745 and encodes 224 amino acids. NCBI's taxonomy places the organism in Eukaryota, Viridiplantae, Streptophyta, Magnoliopsida, Brassicales, Cleomaceae. The record is from RefSeq and is a predicted model, not a curated record.